This is a messenger RNA of Syzygium oleosum, 1296 nucleotides long. RefSeq names its product transcription factor TCP9. Gene Ontology annotation, molecular function: DNA-binding transcription factor activity; sequence-specific DNA binding. Bases 78 to 1115 code for a protein of 345 amino acids. Gene Ontology annotation, cellular component: nucleus. The record is from RefSeq and is a predicted model, not a curated record. Lineage: Eukaryota; Viridiplantae; Streptophyta; Magnoliopsida; Myrtales; Myrtaceae. The transcript has a single exon.
CUCCAUAUCCAUCUUCCAGUUCUACGUUUUCAUUUCCUUCGCCUCUUCCUCAGCUCAGCAAGCGUUCCGUUCCAGACAUGGACGCGACUCGGGAGCACCAGAUCGGCGAGCACGAGGAAGACGACGACCACGACGGCGCGACAACCCUCGAGUUAAGAACCGACGGUGGAGAGCAUUCCGCCGCCGAUGAUCAGCCCCGAGAGCACGGCUCAACCGCCGCCACCGUCUCCUCGACGACGCCGCCACCUCGUCGGCCAUCCGCUCUCACGCUCAAAGAAGAGCCCGGGAGAGAAGAAUCCCGUCAGCAACUGCGCGCGAUGCCGGCGGCGUUGCCCUCGAGGCGGUCGACCAAGGACCGCCACACGAAGGUGGAGGGCCGGGGACGGAGGGUCCGGAUGCCGGCCGCCUGCGCCGCCCGGAUCUUCCAGCUGACCAGGGAGCUGGGCCACAGGUCCGACGGAGAGACCAUCCAGUGGCUGCUCGAGCGCGCCGAGCCCGCCAUCAUCGCCGCCACCGGUACCGGCACCGUCCCCGCCAUCGCCAUGUCCGUCGGCGGCACUUUCAAGAUUCCCACCGCCGCCACAGCGGCCAAAGACCCGGAACCCGGCGACCCGCCCGGCAAGAAGAAGCCAAAGCGAACCACGAACAGCGACUACGUCGACGUCCGUGAGCACAUGACCUCGCCGAGCUCAACGAUCCUCGCACCGUCGACACAAAGUCACCAGCAUCACCACCCCCACAACCACCACUUAUUCCCUCAAGGUUUAGUCCCCAUGUGGGCCAUACCUUCGAGCGCCGUCGCUUCCGGAGCUUACUUCGUGAUCCCGCACGUGGCCUCCGCCCCAGCACCGGCGGCGCGGCCGAUAUCGUCGUUCGUGGCCGCCAUCCAACAGUACGACGCGACCGUGGCCACGAAACGCGCUGCCGAAGCUCAAGGGAGCGAUUCGGUAUCUCAGGAGAUAGGCGGUGCCAACAUGAGGUCUGACGCCCCGGGGCCGAAACCGACGAGAGCGGCGGCGGCGUCGGUCAUGGCGCCGAGCUCGGCGGCGACGGCGAGCGCUCCUCAGGUGCUCCGGGAUUUUUCCCUGGAGAUCCGCGAUAGGCGAGAGCUUUAAGCAGGCGAACCGCGCAGCGAAGCAUUAGCGACGACGCCCGGAGGCAAGGUUGGCGGCGAUUUUGGGGUGGCUUCCGCCAUUGACGGCCUCGCCGGAGCAUCAGGAGCGACGGCAUGGACCGGCUCGACGUCGGAAGUGGCGCUCUCUAUUCCGGCUCAUCGGGCUUCGAGAAAGGGCGCAC